Messenger RNA from Porites lobata, 4165 nucleotides. NCBI's taxonomy places the organism in Eukaryota, Metazoa, Cnidaria, Anthozoa, Scleractinia, Poritidae. The record is from the annotation of a GenBank genome assembly.
UUUGCAGACUGUGACCGAUCAGAGCUGAAUGGUUUUGUGUUUCCCUCGAAAGAAAAGGAGAGUUGAAUUCUUACAGCCGCUCUGAACGCAGCGAGAUGAUUACAGAAGCUUGGGGUAGAUGUUUCUCGGGAUUACUGCUUCCCGCGGUGAUCUUGAGCGUUUGUUUGUUGCCUUGCUUGUGUCAAAAGAAGUGCGAACCAGUUUCAAUCCCUCUCUGCACAGGUCUACAGUACAACGAAACAAUAUUCCCAAACAUGCUGAGGCACAGAACCCAGGAGGAAGCUGCCCUUGAAGUUCAUCAGUUUUUCCCUCUUGUAAAAGUGGGAUGUUCCAAGUACUUAGCGUUUUUCUUGUGUUCGGUAUACGCUCCGAUUUGUACGAUUAUGGAAACGCCAGUACCCCCUUGUCGUGGGCUUUGUGAGAGCGCCCGCAACGGCUGUGAAGGUCUCAUGGAACAAUUCGGCUUCACGUGGCCAGAGUCCCUUAGCUGCGAAAAGUAUCCCAAAAUGACACAGACAUCUAUGUGCGUUGGCGAGAAUACAACGGGUCGAAGUGAUGGCAAAGGGCCUGUGCCUCCUAACGAGACAACACCGCCGCAAAAUGAGUCGGUGCCGACUGAACCAUACACAUUCGACGUUAGUGCGGUGAAGUUUCAAUGUCCCGGCAAUCAAAAAAUCGAGACUGAUCAUUAUACGUUCUUUGGAGCGAAAAAAUGUGGAGCUAUGUGCGAAAACAUUUAUUUCGACGAGAGGGAACGAAAAAUUGCCCGCCUCUGGACUGGAUUAUGGGCGAUCUUUUGCUGCAUUUCAACACUGUUUACAGUUCUAACAUUUCUUAUCGACAUGAGGAGAUUUCGAUACCCAGAGAGGCCUAUCAUUUUUCUGUCAGGGUGUUACUUUAUGGUUUCUGUUGCCUUUGUCAUCGGUUUUGCCGCUGGCGACAGUCUCUCGUGUACAAAAUCAUCAACAGGCUCUAAAGUCAUCGUGCAAGGAACAAAACACGAAGGAUGCACUGUGGUUUUUAUGUUGCUUUAUUUCUUUAUCAUGGCUUCGUCAAUUUGGUGGGUAAUUUUAACACUCACUUGGUUCCUAGCAGCAGGACUGAAGUGGGGCCAUGAAGCGAUCGAGGCAAAUGCACAAUUCUUUCAUCUCGCAGCCUGGGCGAUUCCUGCGGUUAAAACAAUCGCGAUCUUACUGAUGACAAAAGUUGAUGGAGACGAACUUAGCGGUGUUUGCUUUGUUGGGCUUUCAGAUCUGAACGCGCUUCGAGGUUAUGUUCUCGCUCCCCUGUUUGUAUACUUUUUCGUCGGCGCUACGUUCCUCAUAGCGGGAUUUGUGUCAUUAUUUCGAGUGCGAUCGGUUUUAAAAGAUGAUUACUCUAAGAGGGAAAAAAUCGAGAAGUUAAUGAUUCGAAUCGGCGUGUUUUCCAUACUGUACACCGUACCAGCCGUUUCCGUGCUAGGAUGUUUAUUUUACGAGCAAUCAAAUCGUGAAGAAUGGCAAGAGUCUUGGAGAGUGGGCUGGGUUUAUCAGCAAAGGUGCAUUGAAAGUCACGGGCAAAACUGUCCUGAUUACCCAAUAGCUCAAGUCAAACCCGAUUUCACUGUAUUUAUGGUCAAAUACUUGAUGUUCUUAAUCGUGGGGAUUACAUCUGGAUUUUGGAUUUGGUCGAGCAAAACCAUAUAUGCAUGGCAGAAGUUUUAUUUCAGAGUGAAACAAAGAUUUUACGGCCCCAGAGGUAACAUUCGAGUAUGACUGUACUGAAAUAGCCCUCGAUUCAUGGAAAAAUCGCUCGAUAUUACGCCCUGCAUAAGUUAUACACGGAGGGCGAGCGCAUUUGAUGUAAGAAACAGCAUCACUAAAUAUAUCACACGACAAAGACCCGAAUGAAAUAUUUUUCAUCUCGGCAUGGUGCAUGAAAUAGACUUGAUUUUGUCAAGCUUCAUCAAACGGCUUUAAUAUGAAGAGACAAAUUAUUCAAGAAUCGCGUGAUCGAAGAAAUCAGUGUUCGAAAACAACUUGGCCAUUCGCCCAGUCGUCAUUUUCAAGACAGCAUUAGACUGGUUUCCUUGCAUGGCUGAAUAUGGGCCUUGUUUACUGACUUUCCUUUAGGAAAUAUUUUUCAUAUUUUGUUUGACAAUGAAAUCUACGUAUGUUUAUUACGCUAUUUGCUUAUUUUUCACUAGAAACUGUAUAAAGUGUAAAAAGAAUGCUUGAUAAUAUAACUUAAGCGCUUCCACUUAUGACAAAGUUUAUUUUGGACAGAAAUUCAUCGUUAUCGAAUGAGCAAUAUAUUGCCUGCGUUAAGGUUAGAGGCCGUAAAUAGAUUAAUCAUUUAUUUCAUCAUUUUUGUGACCACGCACACAAGUCUAGAGACUUAACAUACAUAAAUCAUUUAUUUUCGUUUAUUUUGUUGACAUCUGCUUGAAAUUAUGCUGUUGAGAAAAAAUAAUGUUGCCUUUAUGUGUUUUAGCUUGUAAGUGAUCAUAAGUGCAUUCAAACUGGAUUGCAAUAUAUUAUUUUGCAUUUUGUUAUAAGUUCUUAACUUAGAUUACAUUUACAUCUGCUAACUUAAUUUGCUAGAUGCUAAAUAUGAUUAGUGUUCUUGAAUGAGAUUUUGCAUAACUCUGUGUUUUAUUUCUUUUUUCAGAAGAUUUAUAAUUGGGUUUGUUUGGAAUUUUCUUUGAUGAUUUAUACGAGUUUUGUAUUCCACAUAAUACGUUGCGUACAUUACUGGCAAAAACUUUUGGACGUUUUAUUUCGAGCAAGUGAAACUGAUAGUUACAACUACAUCCCCAAGGUUUAACAGAUACACGGAUGCGAAAACAACACAAAAUCAUCAAGUUUAUCUGUCUCAAGGAUUUUUUUUCAACUUCUGUUUCAGUCCUAUUAAUGCAAAAUAGAAAUUUUUAGCUAUGUCUUUCCUUAAGUAAAGAAAAUCCUUCUCAGUGAUAAAAAGAACAGGAACAAAGUCUAAUCAGUAAGCUCUCUCCAUGAAAGUUAACUGUUAAAGUUGUUUUUAUGGUACAGUUUAGCCGAAAAUUGAAAUUAUCUGAAAUUUUUGCAAAUAAUGUACGUUCACCUUCAUUGAUUUUGUGUUCGGUUAUUGACAACGGACACCAUGUUUUGACUACAGAUAUACUACUGUCUGUGUCUGGGUAGGAAGGGUGUAAACAUCUCCUUCAGAUUUCAAGUUCCAAUUUUUUUUUAUCAGGUUUUCCUUGUGCUACUGCAGAAGUUGUAUCUAUGACUGCAAUGAUCUUCUUUCAUAUAUACAAAACUCAUUCAUAGGAGAGAUAUGUGUCAACACUAAACAGCUGUGUAGCAGACUAAGAUAUUUUCAGCAUGCUGAUCAAAAACAUUACAACCUCAUACAAUUAAAGGGGCAGGGUCCUUAUUAUGUCAUUUUCUGCCUGAAUUGCUGUUAGAUCACAGACAGGAUGACCUCUAAUGAAUGUUUUUUCAAUUAAGCCUAUGUUCUGUCAACAUUAUUUUUUCCCUUAAUUGUGUGAGUAACCCCUAAGAACGUCUGCAUGGGAAGGCACAUCUUACACUGUCUCUCCUGUUGGGCAACAAAUACAAUUUUGGUCACCCUAGAUUCCACAGCUUGAAAAUUUUUCUUCCUGGAUUGUUUUUGUUAGAGCACAGCCUUGCAUGCAUCAAGUUAGUACAAAAUUACUCAAACAUUAGGACUUGAAAGUGUCAGUUUGCCUUUCUCAAGAUUGUACGUACCUAUAUUGAUAGCAUUACAUACCUGAAAAUAUGUACUAGCUUGUAGGAAUGGCUUCGCUGGACUAGAAAUGCUAAUUAACUAAAAUUUUUGCUCUUACUUCAUUUGUUUUUCUAGAGAAUGACACUGCCCCUUUGAGGGAAUGGGAAAAUCAAGUUUAUUGAAACCAGGUUUAAAUAGCUGCUUAGUAUUCAGUUAAUGUUAGUGCAGAAAGUGCCCAGCUCCUUAAUUCAUAGGGGUGUAAUCAGUAUGUUAUUGUAGUUCUAUUCAAUGUUUGAUUAAACGAACCAGCCUUUUUAUGCUGUCACCAUUUAAAGCGGCAGUGUUAUGAAGAUUCUUCCAAGUUUUUGUUGAGCAUCUGUUAGAAUGAUAUUCUAAUAUUAUUGUCCACUUGGUAGUCUGCAAGAAUUUUCCCCUCAGUUAUAGGCAAAGUACG